Molecule: messenger RNA, 1419 nt
Organism: Adineta ricciae
Lineage: Eukaryota; Metazoa; Rotifera; Eurotatoria; Adinetida; Adinetidae
Source: the annotation of a GenBank genome assembly
AUGGGUAAAGGUAGUAAAAACUGGGAUCCUCCUACUGUCACCGAUGAACAACAAGAUGAUUCAUCAAUGAUGACAACUUUGAAUUCUAGUCUUCACGAGAAAGGGCAAUUCACAUGGGAAGAAAUUCGUCGUCAUUCCAACAAGAAAGAUCGCUGGUUAGUGAUCAAUAAUCGCGUUUACGAUGUAACAAAAUGGUUGAAACAUCCAGGCGGACAAAUGGUUCUUAAUCACUAUGCUGGCCAGGACGCAACCGAAGCAUUUCAUGCUCUGCAUCCUGGAAUCAACGUAGUGCAGAAAUAUCUCAAACCAUUCUAUAUUGGUGAUGUUGCCACUGAUGAAGAUUAUGUCGACGACGAUCAAGCUUUAAAAGCUGAUUUUGAAAAAUUAAGACAAAAAGCCAUUUCUAAAAAACUUUUCCAACCGAGCCGUUUCUUCUUUGUGUUAGCAUGUGCACAUAUCUUACUGUUGGAAAUCGCUGCAUAUUUUGUUAUCUUUCGGUAUGGAACUGGUUGGAUACCUUAUUUUCUCGCCGUUGCUUUUUAUGCCGCGGCAGAAGCGCAAUGCGGCUGGAUUCAACAUGAUUUUGGACACUUAUCAGUAUUUAAAAAGAGCAAGUGGAAUCAUUUGUUACAUCAAAUGUAUAUUGGCUUCACUAAGGGAGCAAGUGCAGAUUGGUGGAAUCAUAUGCAUUUUCAGCAUCAUUCAAAACCGAAUGUUAUCGAUAAAGAUCCGGACACACGUGUAGAACCGAUCUUCGUCCUCGGUGAUAAAAUUCCGAUACGCGCAGCUCAUCAUAAUGCUAAAUAUGGAAAAGCUUUACCUUACAAUCUUCAGAACUUGUAUUUCUUCAUUGCUGCACCACUCCUGUUUCCAGUUUAUUUUCAAUUCAUGACGAUUCGACAUGCAAUCAAACGAAAUAAAUGGAUGGUACAUCUCAAUGACCUUUUCUGGCUAAGUUUGUUUUACAUCAAAUUCUUUACCAUAAUGCCGAUGAAAGUUGGCCUUUUCGGUGCACUGAAAUUACUUUUUAUCAUUCGUGUAUUUGAAGGAACUUGGUUCGUUCUCGUAGCACAAUCGAAUCAUGUCGUCAUGGAUGUAUCCCAUGACGAUGUAAAAUCCAGUUGGUUUCGUAUGCAAUUGAAAGCCACAUGCAAUAUCGAAAAAUCUCAUUUCAAUGAUUGGUUUACUGGCCAUUUGAAUUUCCAAAUUGAACACCAUUUAUUCCCCAUGAUGCCUCGUCAUAAUCUUUAUAAAAUUCAACCGGACGUCAUCGAGUUAUGUCAUAAAUACAAUUUACCUUAUAUCGUCAAACCAAUGGGUCAAGCGUUCGCGGAUAUUUUAACUUCUCUGGAAACAUCUGGUAAAAUGUGGAUGGAAACCUAUGAAGAAUUAAUGAAUGCGUCUAAAUCAAUGAAAUAA